AUGAUGCGUCAACUGACAGAGAACAACCGACUUAUUGCGGUCCAGCCUGGGUUCCUCGAAAAAAGAUCCUGUGACACCUGCCAGCUCUCUUUCUUUGAGUAUGUGCUACAAUCUAGAGACAAUGGUUUUGCCCUUUACACAGUCUGCUUUGAUUUCACUAAAGCCUUUAAUCGUGUUGACCAUAAUCUCCUCCUUCUUAAACUUGCCUCUUUCGGCAUAGGUAAAAAGCUUCUGAAUUCAAUAUCUUCCUAUUUGGAUGCUCGUACAAAACGAGUUAGAGUUUCCAAUGUCAUCUUUAACCCCACACAUGUGACGAGUGACGUACUAAGACCGCUCUUAUUUUGCCUUUUUGUCAACGAUGUUCCUGAUUGCUUUCAAAAUGGUAGAUCCUUGAUGUACGCUGACGAUUUAGAAGUUGCCUAUCAAUAUGAACCGGCAGAUUUCAAUAUCGUGCUCGAGCUCAUAAAAAGGAUCUUCAGGCCUUUGCCCAGUGGUGCUGCACAUGACGCCUCUCCCUUUCAUGGCACAAAUGUUCCGUCAUGGUUUUUAGCGACGAUCAUUAGCCUGAAGUAA
Dibothriocephalus latus is the source of this 573-nucleotide messenger RNA. Lineage: Eukaryota; Metazoa; Platyhelminthes; Cestoda; Diphyllobothriidea; Diphyllobothriidae. The record is from the annotation of a GenBank genome assembly.